This is a messenger RNA of Rotaria sp. Silwood1, 1200 nucleotides long. The record is from the annotation of a GenBank genome assembly. NCBI's taxonomy places the organism in Eukaryota, Metazoa, Rotifera, Eurotatoria, Philodinida, Philodinidae.
AUGGAUACUUCAUUAAAUGACAAAAUUAUUGCAGAAGCUCUUCAAAAAGCUCAGAAAGAUGGAGGUAUUGUUUUAAAGGAAAAAUUACGUAAGCUAUUAGUUGAACGUCGAAUUCCAUUUAUACCAUUAACAAGUGAAACUGAAUCACUGGGUCCACUUGGUGAUGGUACAUUCGGUAUGGUUGAAUUAAUACGUUAUAAAAAAAAAUUAUAUGCACAUAAAAGAGCUCGACAAAAUACAAGGGAACAUCGCAAUGGUAUACUAGAUGAAGGUAUUAAAUUAUCUGAUAUAGCUCAACAUCAUCCAAAUAUUCAACGUUUAAAUUUUAUUAAUCUUCGUACAUUUGGUCUCGUUAUUGAUUAUUGUAGUAAUGGUUCACUUGAUGGAUUUGUAAGAGAGAAAACUUCGAACUAUACAUUAGUUGAUGUUCUUAAUUGGGGCUAUCAAUUAGCAGAUGCAUUAAAUUUUUUACAUUCGAAUCAGAUUAUUCAUCGAGAUGUUAAAAUGCAAAAUAUUCUUUUGAAAGAUAAUUAUCAAACACUUGUUCUUACUGAUUAUGGUACUGCAACACAAUUGGGAAGAGCUGUGCUGACUAUUGAAGUUGGAACACCAAUCACUAUGGCACCAGAAGUAUUUGCUUAUAAUCAGUACAAUGAAAAAUGUGAUACAUAUUCAUGGUCAAUUGUUUUCUGGCAAUUGAUAUCAAAACAAUUAUUACCUUAUGGAAAUCAAGGCAAAGGUUUUAUAUUAUCUGUUGUACAAAAUCAACUUCGUCCACCUAAAUUGAAUAACUGUCCAGAUUUGUUUGUUGCUUUGAUGUAUCGUUCAUGGCAUUCAGAUCCAAAUGAACGACCAACAUUAUUAUUUAUAAAAAAAGUUCUUCGAUUAAUAUUAAAUACAUUACCGAAAAAAAAACAAGAAUAUGCACCAGAAAAGGCAAAUGAAAUUCAAAAUCAAUGGUUAAAUGACUAUAAUUUAUCAGAAAAAUAUUUACCAUAUGAACCACGUUAUAAUAAUGAGCAAUCAAUAAAUCUCUAUGAAGAACAUUUAUCGAUGAUGGAACGUGUUAUGAAACUACACAAAGAUAUAUCUGAAUUAAAACAAAAGCAAGCAAAAUUUGAUCAUUAUCAAGAAUUAUUAUAUGACAAUGAACAAUUACAAAAGGAAAUCGAUCAACUACGUUCAAGUAGCCAAUCUUAA